Molecule: messenger RNA, 4062 nt
Organism: Cordyceps fumosorosea ARSEF 2679
Lineage: Eukaryota; Fungi; Ascomycota; Sordariomycetes; Hypocreales; Cordycipitaceae
Product: ABC transporter, transmembrane domain, type 1
Exons: 15
Coding region: 1-4062 (1353 amino acids)
Biological process (GO): transmembrane transport
Cellular component (GO): membrane
Molecular function (GO): ATP hydrolysis activity; ATP binding; ABC-type transporter activity
Source: RefSeq, a predicted model, not a curated record
AUGGCCGCAUCGCCAGACAACUCGUUCGGCCCCAGGCUACCGGGCAAGUUUGACUUUACCCUCCUCUUCGAGCAGGCCAUGCUUUCCAUUGUCCCGGCAGCCGUCAUCGUCCUGGCCGUGCCCUACUACGUGCGCCUCGCCCUGCGCGCCCCGGCGCUGGUCCGCCCGGGACGCCUGCUCUGGCUCAAGCUAGCCGCCGGCUCCGCGAUGCUGGCCGUAGACACAGCGAGCUUGGUCCUGUGGGCGCAGCGAGGCCCGGCGCCCGUCCGUUACUCCGAGCUCUCGGUCCCGGCCGCCGCCAUGUCUCUCGUGUCGUCGCUCUGUCUCCUCGUUGUACUUUACGUGGCGCACAUAUACUCGCUUCGUACCUCGGGCUUCUUGAGCGUACUUCUUACUGUCACCAUGCUAUUCGAUGUGGUCAUGACGAGGUCCUACUUUCGCAGGGCUGGACUCGGUGCCGUCGGUGCGCUGCAGAUAGUAGUCAUCGCAGCCAAGUUCUUCCUUGUCGUUUUUGAGGAAUUCCCUAAACACGGCUCGUUCCGCUCCGAGUCCUUGCGUUGCUCUGCUUCCAAGGAAACUGUCGCCGGCUUCUGGAACCGUGCCGUGUUUGGCUGGCUCAACUCCCUCUUGAUCUUUGGCUUCAGAAAUUCGUGGAAGCUUGACAAUCUGCCCCCCAUUGAUGAGAAUCUGGAAUCUUCCAUUCGUCGAUACGACCACUUCGUCCCAAAGUGGAAUCGAGUUAACAGAGCGUCUGGGUAUGCCCUUCCAAUGGCUCUUCUGUUCGCCACAGCGCGAGACGCUACCAAGAUGAUACUUCCGCGACUCCUGUUUGUCGGCGUCGCAUUUUCUCAGCCCUUUCUGCUCUUCAGUAUUGUCAAUGCCGUAAACGGUGAGCUCGACACUCAGGUGACUCGCGCCCUUAUCGCAGCCACGGCCUUGGUCUUCAUCACGAAAACGCCACUGACCAGAGAGACGCAGGUAACGCGCGCCAUAUAUGAGCACCUGGUGUAUCGCAUCAUGACGUCCACCAGAGGCAUACUCGUCGUCGCCAUUUACGACAAGAUUCAGCGACUACCCAGUGAAGAGCUCAGCAAGUCGGUUGCUGUAACCUUGAUGACAUCUGGAACAACGGCCGUCGAGCAGAUGCUCUCACUGUAUUACGAGCUCUGGUCGUGCGCUCUUCAGGUCGCCCUGGGCAUCUGGUCGCUGAACUUGUACGUUGGCCCGGCGUGCUAUCUCAUGCUCAUUCCGGGGAUAAUCUCCUUCGUCGCAUCACACUACAUCGGCCAGGCCAUGGCAAAGGCACGUCUCGCCUGGAACUUGGAGAUAGAGUCUCGAGUCGGAGCGACAUCCAAUGUUCUUGCGCAGAUGAAAGGCAUAAAGUCCAUGGGUCUCUCGCAAAUGAUGACCGAGUACCUUCAAGAGUCACGACGCAAGGAAAUCCGGGUCUCGUUGAAAGAGCGUAAGACGCGAGUUUGGCUGUUUGCUUUCUCUGCGAUAAGCAAUACUUUGCCACCAAUCCUUGUCGUUGCCGGUGCAAUUUUCUGGACUCGCGAGUCAAAGCCCAUGACCCUAGCAGAAGUCUUUACCGUCAUCACCAUCAUCCUCGUCGCCGCGGAACCUUUUCGGACCCUACUCAUGAGCAUUUUUCCAGACGCACUCACGGUCGCCGAGGCAUGCGUCCCGGGAGAGAAACAAUCGCCGCCACCACAUAUGGCCUCACGGUCGAUGCAGUUUGCCGUCCAGUUUGACCGUGUUGCUGUCACAUCUGUAUCCAAGGGUCCGAUACUCAAGGAGGUGAGUUUUUACAUCCCAUGGGGGAGUCUGGCAAUGUUUUGGGGCCCAAUCGCCAGCGGCAAAUCGACUCUGCUGCGUUGCAUUCUCGGCGAAACCAGGUUAGACUCGGGUGUCGUCGCCGUGGGAACAAGAUCCAUUGGCUACUGUAACCAAGGAUCAUGGAUCCAAAACCGAACGCUGCGCGACAAUGUGACGGGCGUACUCGAAUAUGUUGAGCCGUGGUAUCGCGAGGUCAUUGUUGCCUGCGGUCUUGACGUCGACAUCGGCUCCAUGGUCAACGGCGACCAGGUUAUGACGGGAACAGGUGGUUGCAAUCUUAGCGGCGGUCAAAAGCAACGAGUUAGCUUGGCUCGCGCAGUGUAUGAGCAAACGGAUAUCCUCGUCGUCGAUGACGUAUUCAGCGCGCUGGAUCCUGAGACUGCCAAGCUUGUAUUCAGCAACCUGUUUGGGCGCCAAGGUCUGGUGCGACGAUGGAACUGCACCGUAGUCCUCACGACAAACCAUUUGGAGUUUUUGGAUGACGCGGAUGUAAUUUUCCAGCUCCACAAGGGCGGUCGUGUUGAACAGCAGCAAGUCGAGCUUUCCGAUGAAUCGUCCGCUUCUGGUAGCAUCGACGACAAUGCCGGCGACUACUUCAGAAGACCAGAGUUUCUCGAGAAUGGAAAUGGUGAGAUGAAUGAUAAUGCUGAGCUGAGCGACAAUGAAGACGGCUUGCCUGCCAAUGCCGCACGGAACACGGAGCCACCAUCUGUCAAGCCUGCGACAGAUGACAUUGAGCUGCAAAAUGCGAGGGAGAAGAGAAAGUAUGGGGACUGGUCUCUAUAUAGCUACUACUUGGGAGCAUCUGGCUCCUUUCUAGCCAUAUUUUGGGUAUGCUUCACUGCUCUUGCCUCCACCGUAGAGCAGUUCCCAAUCAUAUUCAUCAAGAUUUGGUACGUUCGAAAUGCUGCGAAUACCUACUACUUUGCCGGUUAUGUUGGUAUUUCGGCUCUUAACAUUGGCCUCGACGUCAUGGUCGGCGGCUUUGGCCAGGACAUUUUCCUCACUUCACAGUAUCUCCCCAUUACUCUCAUGCAGUUUCUUUACACUCUAUUCACAGUUCUUGUCGAAAUCGGCAUCAUCGCUGCUGGCUCUAUUUAUACGGCUCCAAUUAUGGUAUUCCUGCUAGCGGCCCUCUUCAUCAUCCAGUUCUUCUAUCUUCGUACUUCCCGCCAGCUACGACUUCUUGAAUUGGAAUCGGCUGCGGAUUUGUACUCCCACUUCACCGAAACCAGCACAGGCAUCCAGCUUGUCCGCUGUUUCCGGUGGCAGAGGAAUUUCUUGCACCAGCUCUGCGUCCUGCUUGACAAGUCCCAACGCCCAUAUUACUACCUCUUCUGCUGCCAACGUUGGCUUCACGCGGUCUUGGACUUCGUCUCAGCCGCCGCGGCGCUGAUUCUGGUCGGCGUGUCGCUUUCGCGGCCAGGCGGAGCAUCAACAGGCAGCGUUGCGUUGGCGCUGCUCAGCAUCAUCGGCUUCAAUGCCACGUCUUCGUUCCUCAUCAGCUCCUGGACCAAUCUCGAAACCGGUCUUGGGGCUAUUUCGCGCAUCAAGAACUUCUGCUCUGAGACCCCGAGCGAGAAGGAUACACUUUCUGGACCCGAACUCAGCGAACAAUGGCCGAGUCACGGGCGCCUCGACUUCAACUGCGUCGGUGCCAGCUACCAGGCGGAGGACGGCAGUCUGCAAAGGGCUCUGGACAACGUCACUUUCACGGUUUUUCCUGGUGAAAAAGUAGGAAUCAGCGGCCGAACCGGAAGUGGCAAGUCGUCAUUGCUCAUGGCAAUCCUUCGUAUGGUCGAUUUCACGGGAACUAUCAGCAUUGAUGGCCGAGAUUCCCGUAGUGUGCCUCGAGAAUUACUCCGGUCGCGCAUCACCACUCUGACGCAAGAUGGCGUUGAGCUAAAGGGGUCCGUGGGACUAAACCUGUGGCCGUUUGCCGGCCCCAAACCAGACGAGGCUCUCAUAACGUCGACUCUGCAGUCAGUAGGGCUGCUCAAUCACGUCAACCAACACGGCGGCCUCAACAAGUCGAUUUCCUGCAUGGGGCUCUCCGUCAGCCAAAAGCAGCUGCUCUUUUUGGCGCGUGGCAUCUUGCACCAACAGGCCAUGCACACGAGCAUCGUCAUCAUGGACGAGGCCACCAGUGCAAUGGAUGGCGGUACUGACGAUGCGCUUCAAGACUUGCUGGACAAUACGUUUGCAGGGUACGUUGUCGACAUUUAA